Molecule: messenger RNA, 2583 nt
Organism: Pleuronectes platessa (European plaice)
Lineage: Eukaryota; Metazoa; Chordata; Actinopteri; Pleuronectiformes; Pleuronectidae
Exons: 8
Coding region: 651-2432 (593 amino acids)
Biological process (GO): double-strand break repair involved in meiotic recombination
Source: RefSeq, a predicted model, not a curated record
GUUGACAUUAAACAGUAGAUAUCAUUCACACAUCUCAUCGUAAGAAAUGAAGGAUGUUACCUGUUUGGCUCGAGCUGCCCCUUGACCCCGGGGAGGGGGGUUCCGACUGCGACUCAUGGACUCUCACCAGCUACAAGUGAACCAGGAAACAAGGAAAUGAAUUAAAGCCAAUGGAGGGUAAACUACAGUAGAGACGAGAUAAGCUUCGAGUUACACAGUUUGUUACAAUCAGUCCCAUUUCUGACAUUUUGUGUCGCAAUUCAAACAGCUUUAAGUGCUUUGUAUCGAGUUAGCGCCUCUGCUCGUGUCAGCGAACAGCUCCAACACAGUUCUCGUGGCUUAUGAGUGCACAGACACGACCUGGUCCGCUCCACGCACCGUGGAGUGUUGCAGCGGGGUCGAGUCGGUUGUUCUGCUCCAGAACUGCUCAGAAAUAAGAGCUGAACGCGUAGAUAGACGUCGGUGGACCGGUGUAUACUCCAAUGUUCGCUGCGAGCUGUCAAAACAAACACGGCGAGCUGUGGAAUUCACUUCCUAUAUUCCGUCUCCAUUGGCAACGCACGUCACGCUUUACGGCUAGACGACACCCACUCCCGCCACUGCCGUAAACCCCGACGUGACGCUGCGCCUCUGAGGUUCAGGAAGAGGAGAUGGCCAAAGGGAAAGAGAAGACUAACAGCAGUGGCAGCAGAGCUCAAUUAAGGUCAAGGAAGCGGGACCGAUCAAGAGAUGAAAUCCCUCAGACUGAUGAUGUCCAGGCUUCUCUUAAACAACAGAACACAAAAGAAGACAGUACAUCGGUCGUUGCUACACCACAGCUUCCUCAGUGCCUUCUGCAGGUAUGUGCCAUGAUUACACAUCCACAGGAUCAGGCAGCCGAACAGCCCUGUCUCGCCAAACAAGAUGAAUCCAAAGAGGAUCAACUUUCAGAAAAACCAAAUACGUGCUUGAAAGAUGUGACGGUUAAAACUUUUGAAGGGCAACAAGAGUCUACUGUCACCACUGCUUCUGAGCUGGAAGGCUGUAUGGUCCAUUCUAAUAAUGAUACCAACAAGAGUGGAAUAGAGGAAGAAUCUCCACAGGACAGUAUCAGACCUCCAUCUCCAACAGGCUCUGAUCAACCCCAGGUCUUCUCGCCUACCUCGGAAGAGGGGGAUGGAUCCGGUGCAGCUACUCUGGAGAAGCAACUGGAUUCCAAGGAAACCUCUCAGAGUGAUCUAGAGAAAAACCACGAAACCAGCCAAGAAGAUACAUGCACCUUGUCCAUGGCUGAUGUCAAGGAAAUCACAAAAGAGGCAGCGGUGGGAUUACGAACCAAAAAAAAGCGACGGAUGGGCAUGUGUGGCCUGACAGAGAAGGAGCGAAGUCAUUUUUUACUGGCACAGAAGCGUGAAACUGAGCAGAGCGGAGUGGAGGAAGUUGAGAGACAGAUUUGUAGUAAUGCAGCUGACCCUGUGGCUCAAGAAAGGAUUAUAUCUUCACUCUUUGUUCAAUCCUCACUUCUCUCCAUCCCUGUCGAUGGUAUCGCAGAGCAGAACCCAGCAGAGACACUGAAGUCCAGUCGCUGUGGAGUGAACAACAGGGCAGAGACUGAAGUCCAUGUCGUUGUCACAACCUCAGAUGGGUCCAGUCCUGUGUGUGACCCUGGCAGCUGGGAGGUAAAGAACUGUGAAGCUGAGAGAGGCACAGAGCCUGGUCCAGAACAAACUGGUGAGCCAGAGUCAUGUCCAAUCACACAAGACAACAUGUUGGAGCAUUUGGUGAACCAGGAGAAGCAGGAACUCGAGAACGGUAAAACUGUGGUUACGACCGAAACACCUGAGAAGCAAACUACAGAUGGAGAAGAUAAGUCGACAGAGGCCGGUGGUUGUGCUGCCAUGGGUUCUUACAUUAAUCCAGCUGAAAAUGAGGAAAGUGAGAAAAAGGAGGCGACUGCGGGUCUUCGGGUACAAAGAGAGACUGAAACAAGUGAUGAGGAAGAGAUGAUGGUUGAUGGCAGUGAUGGAAGCGAAGUAGAGGGAAUCUCAUCCACCAUCACUGGUCCUGGAGGGUUUAACUGUGGUUCUGUGGAGCUCAGUGAAGCUGCAGUGACACCUCCUGGCAGGAAAGACAGUCAUGAUCUUAAAUAUGAACUUGCUCCACCUACUGUAACCACUGGCCACACUUGGACCAGGGACCCCACUGAAGUGUUUGCAUCUGGAGGCUUAGAUUACGUGUCGGACUCGCAGCUCAACACUAUUGAUCUAAUUGACGAGGAGGUGAAGGAGAGGGAGAAGACCUUUGGUUUCUCAGACAAUCCUGGAGACGCCACAGACCUGAUCUGUGGACUAAUCAGGGAACUCUCCUCUCUAAAUCAGAAGGUCAUGGCCACACAUCGGGAGCUGGAGAACCUACAGCGUGGCAGUAAAGCUUCGAAAAGCUCCCUGCAUUAAGGACUUCAAUGAGGUACCUGAGCUUAGCCCCAGUGGUUCAUGGGCAAUGAAGGAACUUGUGCCCUGCUACAAUCCUUUCAGAUUUCCUUCUCACUGGCAGCUGGAAUGUUAAGUUUAUUGGCUGCAAUGUUCUGGUUCUCCCCAAAUAAAG